Molecule: messenger RNA, 8145 nt
Organism: Gopherus evgoodei (Goodes thornscrub tortoise)
Lineage: Eukaryota; Metazoa; Chordata; Testudines; Testudinidae
Gene: SREK1
Product: splicing regulatory glutamic acid and lysine rich protein 1
Cellular component (GO): nucleoplasm
Molecular function (GO): RNA binding
Source: RefSeq, a predicted model, not a curated record
GACCCAGCCCUUCGCCUCGACACUUCCCCCACGGGGCUACAGGAGGCUAGAGGGAGAAAAACCGCCAGCGCCACUGAGCAGCCGGUGUCGAGGCUAGAGCGUCCCCACGCCGGGACUCUCUAACAGCCACCGCACGCUCUUCUCUAUGGUUGGGCCCGCCUCCUGAGCCCUUGGCUGCGAGCGCACAGCACGGAGCGCUUGUGGAGGUGCCGCCAUGAUGAACAGCGGUGGAAUCGGGGUGCCUCGCUUCCCCUUGGGCCCUACCUCCGUCAUCCAAGUCACCAAUCUCUCCUCGGCGGUAACCAGCGAGCAGAUGCGGACGCUCUUCGGCUUCCUGGGAGAAAUCGAGGAGCUGCGCCUUUAUCCCCCAGACAACGCUCCUCUUGCUUUUUCCUCCAAAGUAUGUUAUAUUAAGUUUCGUGAAGCAUCAAGUGUUGGUGUGGCCCAGCAUCUAACUAACACCGUUUUUAUUGAUAGAGCUCUGAUAGUCGUACCCUGUGCAGAAGGUAAAAUCCCAGAUGAAGCCAAAGCCCUCUCUUUAUUGGCUCCUGCUCCUACUAUGACAAGUCUGAUGCCUGGUGCAGGGUUGCUUCCUAUACCCACACCAACUCCGCUGACUACACUUAGUGUUUCACUUAGCACGUUGGGAGCUAUACCAGCAGCAGCACUGGACCCUAAUAUUACAGCACUUGGAGAAAUACCACAGCCACCAAUUAUGGGAAAUGUGGAUCCUUCCAAAAUUGAUGAAAUUAGGAGAACAGUCUACGUUGGAAAUCUGAAUUCUCAGACUACAACAGCAGAUCAGCUGCUUGAAUUUUUUAAACAAGUUGGAGAAGUGAAGUUUGUGCGAAUGGCAGGUGAUGAGACACAACCAACACGGUUUGCUUUUGUGGAAUUUGCAGACCAAAAUUCUGUACCUCGUGCUCUUGCCUUUAAUGGAGUUAUGUUUGGAGACAGGCCACUGAAAAUAAAUCACUCCAAUAAUGCAAUAGUGAAACCUCCUGAAAUGACUCCACAAGCUGCUGCCAAGGAGCUGGAAGAAGUGAUGAAGAGAGUAAGGGAAGCCCAGUCUUUCAUAUCGGCAGCUAUUGAGCCAGAGUCUGGAAAGAGCAGUGAAAGAAAAGGCGGUCGAUCUCGUUCCCAUUCUCGUUCAGAGUCCAGAUCUAGUUCAAAAUCCCGAUCUAGAAGGAAAAGAUCACACUCAAAACGCAGGAGUAGAUCACACAACAGAUCACUCUCUAGUCAGAAGGAUAGGCGUAGAUCCAAAAGUCCUCCCAAAAAACGUUCCAAGUCUAAGGAAAGGAUGAAGUCAAGAAGUCGUUCUUGUUCCCGGGACAAGAAAAAAGACAAAGAAAACAAAGAAAAGGUCAAGGAAAAAGAGAAGGUCAAAGAGAAGGACAAGGACCGAGAUAGGGAGAAGGAGAGAGACAGAGAUAAAGAAAAAGAGAGGGAGCGGGACAGAGACAAAGAGAGAAACAGGGACAAGGAUAGGGACAGAGAUAAAGAAAAAGACAGGGACAAGGACCGAGAGAGGGACAGAGACAAAGAAAAGGAGAGGAACAAAGACCGGGAGAGGGUCAAGGAUAGGGAGAAGGACAGGGACAAGGAGAAAGUUGGGGAGAAGGACAGGGACAAAGAGAAGGAGGUAGUCCGGGACAAGAAGGAAACGGACCUGGAGAAAGAGGGGGACAAAGAAAAGGAUCGGGAGAAAGAGGGGGAAAGGGAGAAGGUUAAGGAGAAGGACAGAGAGAAGAAGGAGGGUGACAAGGAGAAGGACAAAGUCAAGGAAGGGGACAAAGACAAGGAGCGGGAAAGAGAAAAAGAGAGGUCCAAAGAGAGCGAUGAUAAAAAGAAGAAAGAGAAGAGAUCCAGAACACCGCCCAGAAGCUACAGUUCUCUAAGAAGAUCUCGUAGUUCUAGCAGAGAAAGGCGUAAGAGGAAGAGUAGAAGUCCCUCCAAGUCUCCAAAAACAUCCAAAACAUCAAAGAGAAAGUCCUCUCGGUCUCCAUCACCAAGGAGAAAUAAGAAGGACAAAAAGAGAGAGAAAGAAAGGGAUUCAAAUAAUGAAAGAAAAGAGAGAGAGCAGUCCACAUCCAACAAAAAAAGUAGCAAAGAAAGAGAUGGGAAGGAGAAGUCUGACAAAACCACUACUACACUGAAGGACAAAGAUCACACUAAAGAGGAUCCAAAUUCAGAAAUUAACAAGGCAGGAGACAACAAAGAAACGCAAAGGAUAGAUGAAGUCAGACUACAACAGAAUGGGAACUGUCAACCAAAUGAAGAAAACCUCUCAGUUAAAAUAGAAGAGGUAUAAAGUAACGAAUGGACCUCUGACUCAACUGUGGGAUGAAUCCAAAGCUUUUUAUUUCCCUGAAAGAGGAAGAAAACAUCAAAGCAAUCUACUGAACAGGUUGAUAUGUACUAGUAGCUCUUCCAAUCCUUGUGAUAGCUUUGUUGUCUUCUUGCUAGAAAGCAAGAAAGACCAUGGACCAGUAAUAUAUGCCAUGACAAGGCAAAUGCCAUCAGAACUAUUCAUCUGUGAGAAUCCAUGCAUUUCCAUGAUGGCUGUACUUAUUUGUAAAAUGAUUUAUGUUAACUUUUGCCAAGAACUGUUUCAAAUAAGUGGAAGUUGAAAGAUGUAGACCUGUAUAAGCUGAAGGUAUGCAUUGGAAGUUGUUAAAAUAUUUCUGGUUAAUGAAUUUUGUAUUGUUUUUCCUUGUGGUUUUUUUUACAUUUCAAUGUGUACUGUUUUGAUAAUGUGCUUGGAAAUGGUGCAAAAAUACACACUUUUCCUUGUAAAUGACAGCUAUGGAAAAAAGGGUUUUUACUUUAGUACAUAGUUUUGCCGUUAUUGCGUUAAAUGCCCACUGACUAUUAAGUUUUCAUUUGCUCACUGCUUGGAUUCAUUUUUUCUUAUUUAAAGUCAUUUUCUUAUUACUAUCCCUAAAAUGAGUAUUUCUUUUAAUAGUAGUUGAACAAGGCAUGCUACUGUCCUUUUUAUAGAAGGAACAACCACCAUAUUGUACAUAAUAGUUCAGCCUACUGGGUUUCUUCCCCCUCCCCUACCCUCAAAAGUGAGCACAUCUGUAUAGUGGUUUCAGAUCUUCUGGUUUUGUUUUGAGCCAUAUUGCAGUGGGUCUGUUCCGCUGCAUAUGGUACAGGUGUCAUUAUGAAAAUCAAUACCCCUGUUUUCAAAAUAGUAUAUGGGAGCACAAGCUAAAGCUUUAGUGCCUUCUUAAAAUGUGGUAUAUUUUCUGGAACUUUAUAUAUGCUAUUAAUUUUGAAUUACAUUUUACAUAAUCUCGAUGGCUGUUCUACCAACACCAUACCAGUAGACAAGAAUGUGAGUGAUUUGUCAGAAAAGCUGUGCUGGGUUCACUUGGUACAAGAUUGAAACUCCAUUUUUAAGAAGAAAUUUAUAAAUGAAUGCAAAAGUGCAGUUUGGGGACCAUCGUACUAUGAAGUAUGGUAACUGAAUACAGAGCAUGCUCUGAUUUUACCAAAAUCAAAGGGAGCUCUUUAACCUUUUUCUGUACAUUGAAUGGCCUUAAUCAUUACCUCUCAAUCAUCUUCUCUAAUGUUGGUUGUGUGAUGUGAAAGGAAUUGUGUGCAAAGUUUGUUUGAAAAGAAUAGUAGUUGAAUUUACAUUAGAGUUAUAUGGUAGAGAUUCUAUGUCCUUAUUGGAUCCAUUCUUUGGGGAGAAAGCAUGUAACUUGAGAGAAUGACACACUGCAAAUAUUUUGUCAAGUAGAAGUAUGACUUGUGCUCUGAAGUAAUCUCAUCAUUGUAAGAUUUCCUAAAAGUCAGACCUUUAAAACUUGUUUAAUACUAAAAUGAAGUAGACCUAUUUUUAAUACAGUGUAAUACAAUCAAAAGACUUAAUUGCCUUACCUCAUGGGAAGAGUUAUUUCUAUCAAUUUUAAAAGCCAAGUAGCAUAUUAGUUACUUUCAAAUUGAUUUUCCUUUUUAAAGUUAAUACUUACAGAAGCCUAAGUGUUUUAUGGGGAAUGAAAAGUUGCCCACUUUAUAAGUAAUGAAACCCAGUUUGUGCAGCUGCUUAAUCACUCUUUAUUUUUGUUAGGAUUUGAAGUGUCUUGCCACUGUGUACCAUUAAAAUUAUAGAAAAUGCUUUACCGUGUAAAGUAUAGAUGGUCAUUUUUGUGAUGUUUAAGCCACAUGCAGUUGGCUGGUGAACAGCUUAUUCCAAUAAAAGAAUGACAAAUCUGUAUGCUUAUAGAAAGACUGUGAAGGAUCAGGUCUUGCAACAACAGCUGUCUUAUUUAUGUGUAAGUAGCAUAGAGCAAAGAUUGUUUGUAUACUUGUUAUCUUUGGUACCAUUUCACUAAUAAAAUUAAGUAUUUUAGAGGGACGUUUUUGUUUAUAUAUAUUUGAAAGGAACAUUCUUAGUUGAUCUGCUUUUUCUCAGGAGGUUGCUUUGAUUUGGAAAGUGCAUGCCAGUAAUAUACAUAGCAUUUAGAAAAUUAGCUUUUAUACUAUAUCUUGUGAGAAGUCAAAUGGUUUUCACACGUGGCUUCAUGUUUCAGAUGUCAGCAUUUAUUUUGAUUCCUAUUGGUUGUUUUUCUUGCUAGUAUUCUGAAAUUGCACAGCUCUAUAAUGUGGCAGAAAUUCAUAAAAGAUUGCCUAUGGUUGUCUAAGAACAAUAUCUAAGAAAAAUUGAAAAUUUUUGCAACAGCAGACUAGCAGUUUUACUAGCUAGUUGGAGUGUGUGUUCCAUAAUUCAGCAUAUUCUCUUGUACUGCGGGAUUUUUCCUAGAAAGCAUAUUUUAUUACUCCAUUUUCCCUUCCCCAAAAGCCUACCACCAGAGAAUUAGCCUCAUCCAAGAACAGUGCCUCUGCAGUAGGUGGAUUGUAUUUAUAAGGCUGCUGCUUAGUAAUACAAUUCAUGGCCUGCUCCCCAAGGAUCGUGUGCAUCAACUAUUCAACAUGCACAGCCUGUACUAGAUGACCAGUGUCUCCUUCAUAGCAGGGUGGCAUGCUGCGCUGCCAUGUGACAUUGCAUUUGUUAUCAUCAGUCUAGGUAAACUAGCUGAAAGUGAGUGAAGUAUAUAUUUUCAAGAACAACAUGUUUAAUAAUAUUUAGAUAAAUAUUUUAAAUACAGUUUAAUCUGAAUCAACAUUGGCCAUAGCUGAAAGUGUUGGCAAAUCAUAGUUUAACUUUUGGGCUUUUUCCACUCUGAAAAGAGAUUGUAAAAAUGGCAUCUUUUUAUCCAACAAAUCUGAAUGUUUGUUAAGAAUAAUCUGUGAACAGUAGUGACUAACAUUUUUGCAGGGGUGACAUAACUAAGAAAAAGUGAGCUGGAUUCUGUUUCACGAUUUUGGGGUUUUUUUGAAGUUUCAAUUAAAAGGCUAUGCAUUUAACUCUGUGUAAAUCAAUUGAGGUAAAUAGGGUUACACAGAUGUUACGAAGGAAAUAAUUUUCCCUGCAAAACCUUUACUGGGGAAGGGGAAAGAAAAUCCUAGAUCCCACAAUUCCAUGGAUAUAGUCACUUUUCAUGGAAGAACUCGUGAAUUCAAAAUUUCAUCCUUUGUGCAAAAAUGUGUUGUGUUUAUCCAUUGCAGAACUUAAAGGUUUGAAUUCCAGUACUUUUUACCUAAGCAGAAAAUGAUAAGCAAAGGCAAUUUUGGUUGGUAAAAAAAAUUGCUCACAUAUAUGUUGUUCUCUUCAGAAUGGCUUCAUUUUUUCCAUUCAUCUAAAUAAUAAUUAAAAACAGGUAGUUCUUGCCUCUUGGAGAAGCUAUCUUCUUCUUGGAUUUUAGACCUGACGUAUCUGGUUUGUUUUUGUUUGUUCAUCUUAUAAUGAAAUAAGAUUAUAGCUAACCCAUUCUUAUUUUGCAAGACUUUCUUUAAAAAAGAUGAUGAAAUCGUAGGUGUCUUUUGUAGCUGUUAGCCUGGAAAUUGGGUUUCAGCAGUAUAAACUAUGAACCAUUUUUAAAUAUCUGCACUAUUACAAGCAAGUUGGGUAAUAUGCUGGACCUGAUUCACCACAUGUUGCUCCUCCAGCUUUAUUUUAAUGCGACUAUUAAUUUCAUUGCAUUUUCAACCAGGUUAAAAUGGGAGUGACACAAAAGUAACAGUGAUGAAUUGGACCUAGUGGGUCUGAUCCUCCAAUCUUCACUCUGGUAAAACUCCCAUUAAAAUCAGCAGGUGCUUAUUUGAGAAAGAUGUAGUGUUCUUCCCCCAAAUAUGGAGAAUGGAUAGGUGAAAUUCAUAGCCAUAUGUCAUUUGUUUUACAUUAAAGGCUUGUCUACACUUAACUCUUCAGCAGCACAGGUGUGCCACUGAAGCUGCGCUGCUGUAAUGCUUCAGUGUAAAAACUACUUACACUGAUCGGAGGAAUUCUUCCGUCGGCAGAGGUAAUCCACCUACCUGAGUAGCUAGGUUGAUGGAAGAAUUCUUCUGCAGACCUAGCGCUGUGAGAUGGAGACUUAGGUCAGCUUACCUAUGCCAUUCAGUGGAUGGUUUUUCACACCUCUGAGCAAUUUAGUUAUGCCAACUUAAUAUCUAGUGUAGACCAGGCCUUAGUCUUACAGUCAAUUUAUCUUCAGAUGGCGAUUAUUCGAUUAUUGUGUAAAAUAAUGUGAAAAAAGCUGAGUCAACCUCCAUCUAAUGUUUAUUAUAUAUUGAAAAUGAAAAGUAAAGCAUUAUUUAAAUGUAGUUUUGUGUGAGAUAAGCAUCCCCUCAGCCACAAAUCUUUCAUUCCAAACUUAUCAAGAGCUCCUUUGCAUAUAGAAUUUAUAUCCUAUUUCAAAUCCAACAACAAGGAGGCUUGUCAUCAUGUUUUCUGCAUAGCUCGUGCUGCUCUAGGCAUCUAUCUAUCAUACUUAGAUGGCUCUCAUCUGCAGGGUAUCUGAGCACGUCAGUGUACGUUUUUUUCCUUUAUUGCAUUCCAUAUUCAACAAUUGAAUAAGCUGGUCUUGAGAUGUCGGCUGCCUUUUCCCCCAGUGCAUCUUUUACAUUCGGUAUAAAACACGACCCAGUAAGGCACUGGCCUCAUCUGAGAGGGAAACCAUUUUACUCCUUUAUACUUUAUCAGUUGUAUUUGUAAUGGUAUUCUACAAUUCAGAAAUGUUAUCAACUAUUUCUCAUGGACUGUUCUGAAAUGAUCAAUUCUACAAUCUAAGAAGGUGAAAAAGAGCUUUGUCCCAAUAAAGUUUGACUAUUUUGUGACUAUUGGGCCUACUGCAGGAUGAUAGUGCCUUGUAAAAAUGAACUCUAGCUGUUUGCUUGUUAUCUGCUAUAGAAAUCUUUAUCGUGUGAUUAUUUCUGAGAAUAUUUGGCCUGUUUUGAUUGUAUAUUGUUUCAGAGUGUCAGUUUAGUGCUAAAGUCUUUUGAUCACAAAAUAAGUAUCACCCUGGCAGUAGUACAAUCUUUCUCACAUGGAUUGGUUGAUGUGCCUCACACCUGACCUGAAAGGACUGCCAUUGGCAGCAGUAAGAUCAUAGCUUAGUCUUAUCAUCCAUUCAGCCCUUUCAGUCACUAAUGAGACUUCCAGCUCAAUGGUGCCAAUUGAGAGUGGUUUUCAGGAUAUGGAGAACUGUCCACUACAAACUAGAUUUGGGACAACUAAUUCAUAACUCUCAGGUCACCGGGCUUUUAGUCAGUGACUAAUGAAUUUGGCUUUGAACUGCUGAGUUAAGAUAAAAGGUUCAUAUAUCUACAUUCAUUCUGUGAUCCAAACAACUAUUUUUCAUGAACUGCUGAAAAAUUGCCAGUUAACAGAUUCAUAACUCCACUAUUUAAACAAAACAACCUGGUGGUGGAGCACUGGAGACAGGUUGGUAGUUAUGCACAGUUCUUUUCAUUAAUCAUUAGUGGAUCCUUUGCCUCUUCUCUAGAUCUCUAAGGUGCAGAGCCCAUGUUUUACUUUUUGCACAAUAUCUAGCACAAAAAGCUCCCAGAUCUGACUGGAAACUUGGCACUACUGUAAUAAAAAUUGUCACUAAUAAUUUCCCUUCUCCUAAUACUAGGUGUUUCUGAUAAUAAAGAAGUAAAAUUAUUCUGUGUGGGUUAUGUAUACUUGUGUGUUAAUAAAGCAAUUAUUAAAUAGUACAGUAAAGAAAUGUCAAAUGCUGCUACUAUUAUGUUGCUCUUUUUGUAAAUAAAUAAGUCCUAAGGUUUUUUUUA